AUGCUAGCCUUUCGUAACGCCGGAGUCAUCACGACUAGGUUUGUGCAAGGGCGUCGUGUUAUUACAUCGCUUGCCAGUUUCAGACCUGGCCCUCCCUAUCCUAAUAGCCAUAGGGAACCCAAACCUAGACGUGAUUGGCCUCUAGAUCCGUUUGGUAGUGCCCUGCCAGGACGUCCUUUUCCUCAAGAUCCGUUUGGUUGGCCCCUGCCUCGUCUCGUAGUCAGGGAGGCGAUUGAGCGUUUGAAAUUGUUCUCCCCAGAAGAAAAGGUGAGAUUUGGUCAUAUAAUCAGUGAACUGUUGGGGCUUCCGAAACCUCCCGAGCCUCCAGCCGACGGAAAGUUUGCUGUGAAGCUGGUCGAGUAUGAUCCGGAUCCUAGGAAAAAGGGCAGGUUGCUUAGAGAAGUUGCAUGGGCCAAAGCUACUGUAAAGGUGAUGAAGGAUAUGUUCGAGAUAGGUCUGGGACCAUCGAUUAUAGCUCUGCGAAGCGUCCCCUGCGUGAUUAAAGAAGGUAUCACAAAGGAAGAAGCCAACGAAAUCAUUGCCAAGAUCAAUGCUGUUGGUGGAGUCGCUGUUUUGGAACCACCGGAGUGA
Microthlaspi erraticum is the source of this 591-nucleotide messenger RNA. Lineage: Eukaryota; Viridiplantae; Streptophyta; Magnoliopsida; Brassicales; Brassicaceae. The record is from the annotation of a GenBank genome assembly.